AUCCCAAGAACGGUCAACAUGGGGAACUGGACCUACAGCAAGACCUUCGUUCUUCUGUACUAUGCGGUCAUGUGGCCAAGCCCGAAUGUGUACGGAUUAACUAAGCAGCAAGUGGGCCGAUUGAAAAGUCGGAUCUCAGAAGUAAAGGCUAAGAUUGACCGGAUAACAGGAAGGGUUGUGCACAUCCGGGAACACACCUUGUCACAGAGACUUGACAUCACACUGCCGCACGUUGGCUGCCCGGUUGGUACGUACUACAAUCAUGUCAGUGGCGAGGCCACGUGUGAUGUCUGUCCGGUGGGCUCCUAUCAGGACAAAGAAGGACAGACCGAGUGUAUCCGGUGUGAACCGGGAUUCUUUACUGCAGGCAACAACAGCAAGAACGCGACAGACUGCAGGAGCCAGUGUCAGCCGGGGACGUUUUCGGAAACGGGAUUAGAGACCUGCAUGUUCUGUCCAAAGGGCACGUAUCAGAACCAACAGGGAGCCACUGAGUGUAUCCCGUGUGAGGAGGGCACAACAACAGUAGAUGUAGGCACUGUGGACAGGGAGGGCUGUGGUAAGGUCUCCAAAUUCACAAGCACAGUGUACUAUUUAGAAGUAAUAUCUAUUAUCUGCAAAACGAAUGAGGACAAUUUCAUCGGUAAUAUCAAUGUAUAUGGCAUCACACCAUAG
Branchiostoma floridae (Florida lancelet) is the source of this 675-nucleotide messenger RNA. RefSeq lists its product as uncharacterized. The transcript is spliced from 4 exons. NCBI's taxonomy places the organism in Eukaryota, Metazoa, Chordata, Leptocardii, Amphioxiformes, Branchiostomatidae. Bases 19 to 675 code for a protein of 218 amino acids. The record is from RefSeq and is a predicted model, not a curated record.